Gryllus bimaculatus (two-spotted cricket) is the source of this 408-nucleotide messenger RNA. The record is from the annotation of a GenBank genome assembly. Lineage: Eukaryota; Metazoa; Arthropoda; Insecta; Orthoptera; Gryllidae.
AUGACCAAAUCAGAUCAUUUACUAAAGACUACGUUGAACUAUUCUGGCAGUUCUACAAUUGAGGCAGAAUGUGUUCAGACAACUGUACAAUGCCCACUUGACCAGCACAAGUCCACUCAAACGGCCUGGGAGGCGCAGCAAUCUCCUCAGCGCAGUGCAGCUGAACUCGGAGGCGGCGACCGCGACGACGGCUGGCCCUACCGCAGCCAGUUGGCCGGGAAGCUGAGCGGCGGCGGGAGGGUGACGUUGCACUUGCGGAAGAAGUCGUCGUUGGGCACGACGCCCGCGCGCGCGCAGUCGUCGCACACGGUGUCGGCGGCCGGGCGGCACGGGUGCGCCUCGAACAGCCCGCCGCCGCAGCGCGAGCACAGCCAGCAGGGGCUGCGGAAGGAGUGGUGCGGCGAGUAG